ACGCGCCCUUAGCGACGGGCCUUCCCCUGCCGCUCUGCGAGGCCCGAUGGCGACCAACCCCACCGCCAACCCCACCGUCUUCCUCCUCAUGGUCAGCGGACAGGUCGAGAGUGCGCAGUUUCCAGAAUUUGACGAGCUCUACUGCAAGUACUGCUUCGUGUACGGCCCCGACUGGGCUCCGAUUACGGGCCUGGAAGAAGGCAUCUCACAGAUCACGUCCAAGAGCCGGAAUGUCCAGCAAAACCUGGUCUGGAACUUCCCCAUCGACGUCACCUUCAAAAGUACCAACCCCUUUGGCUGGCCACAGAUCGUCAUCAGUGUGUAUGGCCCUGAUUUUUUUGGGAAUGAUGUGGUUCGGGGAUACGGAGCCGUCCACGUCCCUUUUACACCUGGCAGGCACCAGAGGAUCCUCCCAAUGUUCAUUCCAGAAUCAACCUCCAGACUGCAAAAGUUAACAAGCUGGCUGACGGGCAGAUAUCCCGAAUUCACUGACCCCAAGGUGGUAGCCCAGGGCGAAGGCCGUGAAGUGACCCGAGUUCGCUCACAAGGCUUCGUCACAGUUUCCUUCAACGUGGUGACCAAGGACAUGAAGAAGCUGGGCUACGAUGUCAGCUCACCAACCCUCGCCAGCUCCUCACUCACCUCGGUGACAGAUGCGAUGUAUAAAUUCUAAACUUGCAAUUUUGGGUCCUGCAAGACGCAACUCGGAGCUGACCAAGGUUAUCAGAUAAAAAUGUUUCUGUGCCAACCCAGGAGAAUCCAGACCAGACCAGUGCAGAUGUACAGAAAUCACAAUGCCUGAGGGGUUUGCAAAGUGGAUGUGGGUAUGAUGGCCAGCUGUGGCUAUGAUAAGCCAUUUGCAGUGGGGCAUUGCUUCACUUUUGGGAGCAUUUGCUGUGUGGGCCAGAAGCAUCGCUGACUUUUGAUUUUUGCCACAAGUAGAAACUGUUUCUGCAUGCGUGCACGCACACUUUCACACAAACACAUCCAGACAUGAUUAGGGUUAUCAGGAGGGGUUGGGUGAGAAAGGAGACUUUCUGGUUGCAUUAUGCCAUUUUAGCACCAUGACAGAGUAUUCUCAUAGUUUGCAUUAAUAGCACAUGUGUCUGUGGGCGUAUAAGAAGGAAGGAGGAAGAAGAAAUUGAGUUUAAAGCUAUGCAAAUUAUUUCUAAUUUCAAUAUGUCAAGUAGGAUUUAAAACAAAAACACUGGUCUAUUUUUUUUUUCAAGUUACAGGUUUUAUAAGAAUCUUUUAUCCCCAUAAAGGUCUUGGAGCGUGGACUUGAUUUUCAGUUUAAAAUACAACUUGGUUUAGGAAUUUGUACUGUUUCCAACUAAAUCAAUUCUGCACGGUCUUUGAUGGACAAUUAAAACGAAAAACAAACCCU
This is a messenger RNA of Notechis scutatus (mainland tiger snake), 1387 nucleotides long. It is a transcript of the gene B9D1, whose product is annotated as B9 domain containing 1. NCBI's taxonomy places the organism in Eukaryota, Metazoa, Chordata, Lepidosauria, Squamata, Elapidae. Gene Ontology annotation, cellular component: MKS complex. The record is from RefSeq and is a predicted model, not a curated record. Gene Ontology annotation, biological process: cilium assembly.